This is a messenger RNA of Strongylocentrotus purpuratus (purple sea urchin), 3493 nucleotides long. RefSeq names its product trace amine-associated receptor 5-like. Gene Ontology annotation, biological process: G protein-coupled receptor signaling pathway. Gene Ontology annotation, molecular function: G protein-coupled receptor activity. Gene Ontology annotation, cellular component: membrane. The transcript has a single exon. The record is from RefSeq and is a predicted model, not a curated record. NCBI's taxonomy places the organism in Eukaryota, Metazoa, Echinodermata, Echinoidea, Camarodonta, Strongylocentrotidae. The coding region runs from base 760 to 1836 and encodes 358 amino acids.
AAUUCAGAGAGCAGUGAAGACUCCCGGAAAGCUUACCGCAUCAUCACGACGUUUGGAAAGGAAAUAGUUGCAUAAUCAAUAUGAUCGGUCACUCUAUACAACAUGCACAAUAACCAAAGACAUACUAUAGCCUUGCGUUUAUUGUAAUAACGAUCAGAAAGCGGAAAUUAGAUGUCGGCUAAAAGGCAAUUUAUUAAAAAUCUUGUGAAGUUGACCAUCUUCAGAUUCAGUGUUAGAGCAUGCAAUUUGUGUCAUUCCGUUGAUCAGUUGGAGGUAUUGACCGACCUAGUACCGAGUACGAGAUAUCUGGACAAGUCGGGCUGCUGAGAACGUUGAAGAACAGUAUUCACCCCUGACAGUGUUCAGUGAUCUCGUUUGGUUUGAUACUGUGCAUGAUACGUGAACGGUCCUGCAGAUAGUGUGGGGUCAUUGUGCAUUCUGGGGAAAGGCAAAUAUGAAAGGGUUUAUGUUUUCAGCAAAAUUGUUGGCCCUUUUUGUGUAUAUGCGCGAGUUGAACUCAAGACUUUGAGUAUAUGCCUAAGAUCACAUACAUGAUUCGAUAUCGUUAUAGCUGCUGACGAGAUUUUUUUUUAAUUGUUCCAGGACCUUUCAUUUUACAGGACACUACACUUUCUGAACGAUACACUUAAGAAGUAAUCAAGGUCUAAAGAUAAGACAGCAGUAAAGUUGUAACCAUGGUGAUAGAGGAUGUCAAUGUUGGAUUUUAAAUAAGCAGGUUGUAGCGUGUUAAUACAAUUCAUGACAAUGGAAAGUGUGAAUGAUAAUGAGCUUGUUACGGACAUGUCACUUGGGCUCAAUCAGAACAUGAGCACCGCUGACAUGACGAUGUCCUCGUCACAUCUCGUCAUCUUACUCGGUGCGUUCGUACCGCUAUCGCUCUGCAUCGUAAUCGGUAACUUCUUCGUCAUGGCAACAGUGUAUCGUGAGGAUCGCUUGCACACGCCCACAAAUUUCAUCUUAACGAGUCUUGCAUUUGCGGACUUUGUAACAGGAGCUUUGACGAUUCCUUGCGAGUUGUACACUGACGCAGAAACCAAUACGAUGAACUGUUACAAGAUGACGUACAUGCUAGCGCCCUCUUAUUUCAUGAGUGGUGUGUCACUGAUGCAUCAGAUAAUUGUAACUCUGGAUCGUUUGCUGGCUGUGAACUGGCCUCUCAGGUACUGUCAGUUUGUGACCAAACAACGCGUUGCUAUGACGAUAGGAUCUGUUUGGAUUGGUGGCACGUUUCCCGCCACUGCUUUUCUCUACGUGUGGAUCACAAGCAUGGCAGACGAUCACGCGGUAGGACAGUGUGGGGGUGGGGCUUAUUUCAGCACCCCACCCAUCAGAAAAUUCGAGUUAGCCAUGGCCUCGCUUGUCUUCAUAGGUCUGCUCCUGUUAACAUGCUUCAAUCUGUACAUUUGGAGGGUAGCUACUCGGCAAGCGAGUCAAAUCAGGGACCAGUUCCGUGCGAUGAAUGCGGACCAGAAACAGCGGAGACUUGGAAACUUGCAAGCGACAAAAACUGUUCUAGGAAUCGUCGGAACAUUCGUCGUGUCUUGGACUCCCGUCACGAUCUAUUUCAUCAUUUCACAUCAUAUAAAUAGUAUGGAACUGACGUAUGAACAGCUCUUCAUAAUUAAUCAACUCUGUUUCUUCUUCAUUUGUGUGAAUUCUGCAAUUAAUCCAAUCAUAUAUGGAUGGAAGAAUAAGGAGUUUCGCAGAGGCUUGUUGAAGCUGUUUAAAGCAUGGAGACUACCAUGUAUGCGUAUGAUGCAAAAGGAGCAGCCAAAUAGGGCAGAAUCUAUGCGGGUAACAUCUGUCGUUGUUUAAAUGAAAAUGAAAGGAACUGAAUGUGGGUUAAACAUUCAUUUUAGUGAUGACAUGAUAGUUUAAAUUUGAUUCUAUAGAGAAAUCGGUGAUCUGAAUAAAUUUGAAGCUUCAUUCAACGCAUUUUUGAAGAACGGAACAAUACAGAAACAAACAUUUACUUUUCAUAAGAAUGAGCGUGCAUGGUUCAAUAAUGAUGAUUUGAUAAUCCAGUUUUUAGUCGAAUUAUUUUUGUUCAUGUUGUAAGACACUCCAAUCGUAUCAUUUCACUUACCAUACUCUGAAAUAUAUAUCAUUAUAAUAGAAUAUAACAGUACAAUAGCAUAUCAUUAUCAAUGUGAAGUACUAUGGCUAAGUAGUUCAUUCAUUUAGCUUUUAAUCGGAUGAAGGUUGAAGGGUAAAGGUUAUAAUCUCUUAUAAUCUUAUAAUGGGGAAAAGAUGGGUCGUGUUUUAGCCUUUUUCUUGUAAAUACAUUGCAGUAAGAAAACAGUCGCCGGAAAUAUAUUGCGGAGUAAUCAGAUAAAUGUAUAGAGCAAAAAAUGUGAUCAUUAAGUCAACCUACUAUUAUCAACAUCAUUUGCGUAUGAUAUCGGCACCUAAAUGUUGAUGUCCAAAUAUUCAUUCACUAUUAAUAAUAAUGAAAGUAAAUAUACGUUCUUCAGUUUUUUAAAUCAUCUUGGAUUCUGGUAAUAAACUGCCUUUCGAAAGAAAUCUUCUUUCAUUAUAAUUUGAAUUAGUGUCAUGCAGUCAGUAUGUAGAGCAUUGAUGUACUAUUUUUUUAAACACUGUAUUAUUUUUAUGUUAAGUCCGAAUAUGUUAUAACAAUUCAAUAAUGUUUCGUACAACCUGAACGUGUUGAUCACAUUCAUAUGUAAGUGAAUAGGCCUUUUAUUCUACUAAUGUUUUUCUAUUAUAGGCAAGCUCAAUCAAAUUGUUUGGUAAAAAUUUGGAAAAAUUAUUAGAAUUAUACUUGCUUUUACGAAAAUUGAACUCCGUCCCUUAGGUUGGAUAUUUUAUAGAGAUGUUUUCGAUAUGCUUUUAACAUCGCAAUAGGGUCCAAUAAUUUAUAAUGGACAAGCUUAUGAACUGUGGAACUGUACAUGUUUCAUGGCUAAAUACCCGUAGACUGGGUAGAGCCAUUUCGAAAAGUGCUUCCCUUUCUGAUAUUGAUCAGGUUGGGUUACAUAUCAAAUUAGAGAAUGAAAUAAUAGACAGAAGUUGUAAAACAUAGCAGCUAUUGUUGAACCAUUUCAUGUGAAUAAUAUAAAGUUUCUUUGUCAUUGUCCUGAAAAGCAUGUGUGUAGAUAGGCUCUUUUAAGUAAAAAAAAGGGGUCAUCAUCGAAAGAAAAAAAAAUAAUCAAAAUGAUUUGUUGAAAAAGCAUACAAACAUAAAAGGAUUAUCAUACUAAGGAAAAGAAAGGAAAGAUGACUUCACUUUUUCAGAUUCCAGAUAUGUUGAUACUUCAACAGAAUCACCCCCACCCCCUUGCCCUUCCUCCAUCUCAUCGACUUCACGGAACUGUCGGUGUGUUUUGAAAGAGCGCCAUCACCAAUCUCUCACAAUGAUAGACUUUCCCCCCGCUUUUAUUCCCUUUGUACAAUAAUGUUGUUGUUGCUGCUUUGAAACUCAACCCAUGAUGACGCCAUUAAAAAGAUAAAC